Oryzias latipes (Japanese medaka) is the source of this 5091-nucleotide messenger RNA. RefSeq lists its product as uncharacterized. Gene Ontology annotation, molecular function: protein binding. The record is from RefSeq and is a predicted model, not a curated record. Lineage: Eukaryota; Metazoa; Chordata; Actinopteri; Beloniformes; Adrianichthyidae.
UCUUGAACAUUUUUUUUUUAAAGUCAAGACUUUUAAAAGAUCAGGAUUUAUUUGGCAGCACAUGUUCAAGCGGCCACUUUUAAUCAUAAGUCUAGGUAAACGUGAGUAAAUGUACGUUUCGGGUUCUGCGUUCAAAUUUCUCGCAUUUACCACAAAUGUUUAAAGUCAGUCUUUGAGCUCUGAGUACAAAACACUGAACGCGGACUGAAAUUUAAAUUAGGUUAAACUUUGACCAAUCAGGGACGCAGAUUUGUUGGUGAUGUAUAGCUUUUAAUUCACAGAAGUACCAAAAAUGUGAAACUUGAUCCUGAAGUUUUUUGUUUUUUUGCCAGAAUUUUUUGACACCAAGUCUUUCAUGUAUCGGAAUGGAGCCUGGAAGAGAUUUGCACUGCUGCGACUUUUCGCAGCAAAUCUCUUCCAAAUGUGGGAGGCGGCACGCGCCAGGAAACAGUAGAAUAAGAAAAAAGAAGUAGUCCCUCCCUGCUUGUCCAGUGUGAUUACAUUGGGCUAAAGGCUGAAGUUUAAGAUCCCCCAUUUAGCGCGUUCUUGAACAUGUGUCACCGGUGUGAACGAUGCUUAAUAAGGCAGCUCCACAAUCUGACAAAAAAGAACAAAAAAAGAAAACUACAGUUUAAAAUGAACUCAAAGGAGCAAAAGUCCUUUCUUUUCUUUGGGUUGCGUUCUAAAUAAUACGGAUGAGCUGGAAACUGAGGAGCAAAUCAAAGUCUUCCUGUGGAAAAGCUUAAAUAACAGCAGCCGGUAAAGACGGUAAAGAGCGCCAGCGUUUUGCUUUCACUCACAGUGUGCAAGGUGAGAUGUGGAUACAGGUAAGAGUCAUUUCCCCCCAUCACUCUGCUGUCACUCUUUGGGCUGUGUGAGAAAUGCAGGGAUAUCAUCUUUUCACACAUGCUUCCAGUGUGGGUGGGUGCGCUAAAAUGGCUUCAGGUUGGUGCUGGAUGAUUAAUCAAGCUGGAGAGGACAGGACCGGGCCUGCGGAAUGAGGGAAAUGUCAUCCGACGCCAUACGGGUUGUGUGAGCAAAGCAUCCGCCAGCCCAUAUUCCUAUGUCUCCUACAGAUGACCCUGACAGGAAUUAUACCCUGACUUGCUGAUACGCCGGCCCAUGCACAGUCAUGCAUAAACAGAAGCACCAAUGUGGACAUAAACACAGGAUAAUCUUACAAAUAAGCGGAUGGUUUUGUUGGACUGUUUUUUCCGGUGUGUUAUUCAGAGCGUCUGAGUUUUCUUUUGACGCUGAAGUGCAUCUGAAAUGAUGCUGUUUACCAUUUCAAAGCAUCCUGAUUGAAGCUGGCAUUCAUUUCAAGUGUUUUCACCUGAUCUGACCGGCAUGAAGUGGCCUUUUUCUCUCUGUCCUCCUGAGCAACACGUGAUGCAGAUGACUGGACGGUGUGGCGAGGCUGCAGCUUCUGUUUUUUCUUUCAAAGAUGAAGAGGUGGGCGAGCCGCCACUAUGGCCAGUACAGACGUGGAAAACCGGCGGCCUCAAGAACGGAAAUGGAGAAAAGGCACUCGGCGUUGGUCCUGCAGGCUGCUCUGCUGCUCGUGUUUGCGUGGUCAUCAGGAAGAGAAGACUAAUGAGGGUUCCUUACAUCUGAACCUCAAAAAAGAGGGAUCAAGUGAAAGGGAGGCAGCAAUACUGAUUAGAGUGGAGGAUGUGGGGAUUGUCAAUGCCAGCUUCAGUCUGUCAGACGAAGACCCCCUGACUCAGACGAAUAGCAAAGCUCGCUUCGCCAGUGCUGUGUCUGCGACUCCAAGGCUGCAGAAGAAGAAAGGACUCAAACAUCUGUCUGCACUCAGCAUUCAGCCAUCCAGCGAUGCAAAGGAUAACGUACAAAGAGAGGAAUACAAUCUGCAGCACGAGAGGGCCACUGAUAGCCCUCCAGCAUCUGAAGGCCUCCUCACACCACUUAUCCAUCUGAUACCACCCACUCCUUCUAACGUUGUCGAAGACGAUCGCUUCUUUGACAGCAAUUCUGAGGAAAGUGAUGGACGAACGUCAAGCGGAGAUCAAAAGUCCAACUCCUGUGAGCAGGAAGCAGAUGAGGGAAAAGUGGAGGGUUUGAAGGCAGAUGGACAUGAAAGCACAGAGGACCUCGACGCUGAGCCUGAAAACGACAGAGAGGAAGACUUUGGAGACAAAGAAGAGCCUGUGUCAGCAACAAGGGUGGACAAGGAGAAAGCAAAACCCAGAUCCGUUUGGAGAGGCUGUCACAUGACCCCUCUCCAUGAACACCUUCAGAAAAAUGACCUAAGCGGACAGGAUUUGUGCUGCUGUGACAUGCUGAAGGCUGAACCUCAGCGGCCAAACAACACUGCCGUGAUGGAUGCAUUUACUCACCAAAAGCGAGCGAUAACUCGCUCCUGCAGUCUUGGGGACACAACAAGAAGAGACACUUUUCAUGGUCUGACCCAGACUGCAGACCAGUACCAAGAGGGGAGGAGGAUUUCUCGUCAACGACGCAUAACUGUUGCAUCAUAUAUGCCCUAUUCCAAGGAUCAGAACGGAAACUUCCCAGAGAAGGAUGAAAACAGAGACCUGGCCAAACCUCUCAAAGAGUUAAACACAGAAGAAGUCUGCCAGUGGUUCACCGGCAUUGGAUUGCAAAAAUGUCUCCCUUUCAUUCGAGAGGAAAGUCUGUGUGGGGCUGACAUAGCCUCAGUGGAUGCAAACACUCUGGACAUCCUGCACAUCACCUCCCUGGAGGAAAGAGAGCAGUUACUGUCAGCCAUCUACAACGAGCUCCACCCUCCCAACACCACCAGUCAGACGCUGGACUCUCUGCUUGAAUCCUUCGGGCCAAAGAACGUGGAAAAGCUCACUGAAACAUUGUUAUCGUUGACCAAGACCAAGUCUUCGCCUCAGGUGAGCUGCCUGAGCAUGAACCAGCGAUCCUUCAAACUCAGAAACACAGGUCCAAACCAAGUUUCAAAGAGGAACUCUCAGAUGAUCGAGAUCACCAUAAAUGCUUUGGAGAGGAUUGUUCAUCUCCGAACUCCAAAGGAAACAACUGUGGGAAAAAUCAUGGAGUCCUGUAUUAAAAUGUUGGGAAUGACGGAUGAUGCCAGCUUUUUCACACUGAAGGAAAAACAAGAUUCACCUGAGAAACUUUCUCCAGAUCAGCAAAUUGGAUCUUUUCUGACAUCAGAGAACCGACAGCUGGAGCUGCAUCUGUGUAAAAUGGACAAAUCGCUGGGUUCUGCUUCUCAGAAAAGUUCCAGUGAAAAUGGAUCCAACCAUAAAAACGCUAAAGAGGAACGGAUUAAAGAACUAAACCAGCAAGUGGAAUCGCUGCAAAACGUGAUCCUGCAGGUCCAGGAGCUCCACCACAGCCUGGUGGCGUUUUGUUCAGAGCUGAAGAGCAUGGAAGCAGACGUGAAUGUGGACGGGCUCGGUUCUGCUCAGCUGAAGCGGAGGCUGGAGGUGGUCAUCGGCCAACUGAACGACAAGAAGCAGAGCAUGCAGACCCUCAGAGACAACACCAACAACUCGGCUCAGAGUAAAAAACAGCUGGAGGUUCGACUCCUGGAAAAGAUGAAACGCAACUGCCAAGUCUUUAAGGAGGAGAUUUCCAUCGUGCAUCUCAACCGGCAGGUGGCCCAUCUCCAAAAUGCCCUGCAAGAAAGUAAGGAAAAAGAACAGAAAAAGACUUUUAGUACUUUAAGCCAGUUGGUGUCGCCACGAUCUCCGGUCAUGCUGAUGGUUGUGGAGGAGAAGCGGGGCCCGGAUGGCGAGUAUGGCUUCACGUGUCACUACCAAGAAGGCAGUGGGCUGGUGGUGAUGAAGGUGCACAACUCUCAGCUCUGUGUGAACGACAGGCUGGUGGAAGUGAAUGGCGUGUCGGUGAUAAACUCUUCAUCCUGGGAGCUAAACGACCUUCUGCUGGGGGGAACCAGCGCUCAGAUUGUUGUCCUCCGUCAGCCUUCGACCAUCGCGCCCCCCUCUGAGUUUCUGCACCGCAUGGUCAGCCCCGAUCCUGCUGAAAAACAACGCCAAGGAGGUGAUGCGGGAACCAUGAAAACCCCUCCCCAGCGUAAGGUCAUGGCCAUAUAAGGAAUAUCAAAUGAAGGAGCAUCCAUCCAUCAACUGAGACUUGAACCUUCUGUCCAUCCAACCACCCAUCUGUCUGUCCAUCCAUCCAUCUGUCCAAUCAUCCACCCAUCCAUCCAUCCUUCAGUACAUCCAUCCACCCAUCUAUUCUUCAACAGUGACUUAGACCAUCCCUCCCUCCCUCCAUCCCUCCAUCAGUCCAUCCAUCCAUUAACUGUGACUCAAACCCUCUGUCUAUCUAUCCAUCCAUCCAUCCAUCCAACAAUCCAUUCAUCAACUGUGACUUAGAGCUUCUGUCCGUCCGUCUGUCCGUCCAUCCAUCCAUCCAUCCAUCCAUCCAUCCAUCCAUUUUGAAAUCAAAUGUGUGAUGUAUGUAUAUAAAUAGGUUUCCAAGAUGUAGAAAGUUUCAAAGUUGAAAAGUCAAAUAAAAAUCUGAUGGACACGUGAGCAGCUAAAAUAAGGUAAAGAUGAUUCCGGUGACUGAACAGUUGUGGUUCUGGGAAGGAUGAAUGCAAUCGUCAUGCUGUGUACGGUAAACUAUGAGUAAUUGUUACAACAGAAGUCAAGACUCACUCAGUACCUCAGGCCACUUUUUUCUAUCUUCUGUUGAUGAGUUUUUGCAUUGCGUUGCUUAACUUUCCUCUUAAACACUUAGCGUCUUUCAACUGCAGCCCCUUAAUCUCAAGAUUUCAUCAUUUGGUUCAGAUAUGAUCUUAUCCACACCUUAAUCGUAGCAAGACUUAGUUCGAAUUUUAUCGCUCUGAUAACCUUCUCUGACGUGUCAUUACAUAUUUCCCAUGAUAUAAACUCUUCACAGAAAGUUUUUUUUCCCCCUUAAUUCUGUCCAACCUCAGAGACCAGAAACAGGAAUUUGAGGAUUUUGCUUCACUGGAAGGAAACUAAGACUUGAUCUAUGGAAACUCUGAACAAUGUUUAUUAGUUUGUUUGUAUUUUUGUGUUAUCGUGUUACAUUUGUGUUUGUGCAGAAAAUAUACAUGCAUUUUUUUAACUCCACUGGUUGCAA